AUCACAUCUUCAUCUGCUAACUACUGUAUCUUUCAGAUGCGUCGCCUCUUGCUCGUCGUUAUCGUUCUCUUCCACCGGAGUUAUUGUUGGGUGUUGCAUAUCAUGCAGAGACCUCCUCGGUAUGUUUCGUCACAUUCAGAAGAAUCGGUUGUUGGAGCGACAGAAAAAACAACAAAAGACAUCGGUCGUGAGAACAAGAAGUUAAGUAGUAGUUUUGAAUUUACAGCAAUGUAUGAAUGUGGACCUACUACGACGUGGUUGCGUUGGUAGCCCACCUGCUUUCUGUCGUUUGGAUCCGAUCGUCGCCUAGUUUAGACGCUUCUCUCAAGAAGAGUACGCACGCCAGCACAGCAUUCUUGUUUUGUCUAAUUCGUUGUCAGGACCUCAUCAGACUAACAUAUCCACUUCCCCGUCCCUGUUAUAUGCGUGAUCAUGAAGUAAAAACUAAGAAGCGGUCUGUACCAAAAACUACCCCACAUUGAUUUUCCAGAAAUUCUCCUUCAUUUAUCAAUCAAAAGAAAAUGCAGUCCAAUUCUAAUUUAGACAAGUCCCUGACGACAGCCAGCUCGCUCUCGAGCACAGCUGGUCUCAAUACCACCACGUCGAGCUCCGAUAGCAGCGCCACCGGAGGUGCACCAGCAGCCGCACCUGUCAAUAAAAGCAACAUGACAAGGAGGCAGGUCAGCUACGGAACAGGGAUGCUGAACGAAUUGAGCAACUUAACCAGCAUUCCGGAGAACCCGUUUUCGCCCCAGAAUACUACGGCUGGCGGUCAUAGUACCUCUUCCACGGCCCAUCUAAACAAGCGUAAAAUCAUUGUUUUCACAGAAGACGCAAAUGUGAACGAGGAUUGCAAACUCGUGAAACAGCUGCUCCGGAAGAUGGUGAAGAAGAUUCACAAGGCAACUAUGGUAAAAUCGGAAAAGGAACGGGAGGAGAAGAAGGCGAAGAACUACAACCGGAGGACAAGAGGUGCAUUUGCCACAGGACACAACCCCAACAGGAACUUUAGUUUUUCUUCCACCAGCGAAGAUGACGAUGAGGACAGCGAAAAUUUUAUUUCCCUCCACGAAAUCAACCUGACCAAACACCCCGCGAAGAGGAAGGAAUUCUACCAGUUGCUAUUAUUGGAGCACGAGAACGAAUCGUCUUUCUUCGUGACGCUCCAAGACAGCAAUUCCGGGGUUUUGUCCACGAGAUUCCGCUGCCAGAGCUACAAACCGUCGUCCUUACCGAAAAUGCCCCAGGUUUGGUUCAACAACCGGUAUUAUGCAUUGCAAAUAUGUCUGGGUCUGGAAGAUUGCAAGAUUUGCCACGCUAGUCUGGCAUGACUCUGCGCUCUGUAUUGCGUGGCCACCAAGAGGUCCUCUUGCCUGUCAUGCAAAAGCGCAGUUUCUCAUGCGAAACACGCAGCACAGAAACACGAACAAACUUGUCAUGCUUGCCAGCGCAUUACAGAGCACUUUAUUGCUCACCGACUUGCAUCACAAGUUUCCAGACCCAGACAUUUUUGCAGAGGAUAGAUAUUUUGGCGGCAUGGACGAAGUGGAACAGUUGGUCAACAAAAUCGAUGAGGAUCGGCGGAUUAUGAAACAGAGAACCAUGCUGGCGUACGCGACUUCACCUGAUCUGGGCAAGAGCAUGAUGUCUAGUACAACUUUAAGCCUGAGCAGAACUUCCUUCAACAGUACCCUCAACAGCAGUACGAUCACCAGCAACCCUUUGCUCAACCGGUCACUUUCCUCGACCGGCAUGUCCAAAACCGAGCUGAACCAAGCACUGAAUACCUCCGUGUCGGCGAACACGUUGCAGCAUUUCCUCUCGUUGUUUGACGAUCCGGAGAACAAAAAGCAAGCCUUUCUUGACAACAGCUACAAUGUCAACAAGAGUCAGGCAAUUUUGAAAGAAUCCGCGCGGAAUGUGAAGCAAGAGCAAAAAGCCGCGGCCGCCGAGGCGCAAAAGGCAAAAGAGCAGGAGGAGGAAGACGCUCUGAACGCGGAAAUUAUGAAAGCAAUUGCGGAGGCGGAGGAGGCGGAAGCAGAAAAAACAAAGCCAAGAAAACUAUCCAGAAAUGAGGAAGAAAUGGCAGCGGUGAGAGCGGAUGAGGAGGCGCAAAAAGCCGCUAAGACAAAGAAUGCUGCAUCUUCGAACAACAAGAAUUAUCCAAUUCUCGCGAUGGCGCGAACGGCGUCCUUACUGAAAAAGUCGGAUACCAUUGCGCCCGAGGAAAUGGUCUUGUCCCCUGAAGGGCACCAGGCCGAUAGUUCUGGCAAUAGAAAGUUGGUACAGGAUGAAAACGGAUUGAUCGACGUGCCCUACAGUUCGGUUUUCGACGAUCCAAAUAGCGGAGUUGUGAAGGGUCCCUCGAACAACAACAAACCUGGAAAUACAGUGGAAAAGGAAAAUGCUUCUGGUGCUGCCGAGCUACACGCUGCGCCACUCGCGGCCCGCGGCUCGCAGCUGGUUCGGGUGGACAGCCAGGAUGAAGAUGAGGAAAAUUAUGCUACUAACGAGAGUCGCGGCUCUUCCUCGUCUUCCGUUGAAGACGAUGGUAGUGAAGAUGAGGAGGAUGAAAACGACAACACGACCACCUCCGGCGCAACUUCGAGUCCUUUAAACAUGAGCUUGACAAAUUCCACCACACAAUCCGGAGGCGCAAUAAACAAUCCGCUCGGCAGUCAGAAGCUCUCCGCUUUCCGCGCGGCGGCCAAGAGGAUCGCUUCCGCGGCUUCGGUGGUCCAAACCCAGGAAGACGCGGUUGGGAAGAUUAAGUUGACAAGGUUGAACAAGAAGAAAGCCAUUUGGAAAACAUUGUGGAAAUCCGCGGUCUCGAAAACUAAUCCGGAAACUUUGUAUGCGUUGCAAAUAUAAUGAUGUCUGGGUCUGGAGCAAGGUUGCAACUUGUCAUGCUAAAUCCGAAUCACGCAAAGAAUCUGUGUUGCAUGAUUUUGAUUGCCAGCAGUUGUCCUUUUGUACCAAGUUGAGAGGGAUUUUCUCAUGCAGGAUAGGCAUGAGAGAGAACUCGCUGCGAUUUGCCAUGCUAGGUGCUGCAUGCCAGACCUCAUGGGUCAUCGAAAACCUGCAUGGCAAAUCUAACAUCCUUCCAGACCCAGAUGACAUAUUUGCACUUCAUACUUUGGAGAAGGACACGAAAAAACUGAUCGAGCCCAUUCCCCUGAUGACGGUGAUCCUAUUGUGAGGAAAAAUCCCCCCUCCCCAUACCAACCCGGGACACUUUUGAAAAUUUGUGAUGCUGAUUUGUGGCCACAAAUCGCGUCUGUAUUGCAGGAAGGCAAAGCCAAAAACCCCGCCGCGUUCUGCAGGGAAUUUGUAAUGCUGUAUGGCCUAAAGAGGACGCGACUGGCUUGCUAGGCGCCUACACCAAAACUCCCGUACUCGGGCUCUGUAUCUGCCUGCAGUCCUCUACUGCAAGACAAAGCCAAUUCGUGUACACAAAUUCCGCAUCACAAAGUUUCAUUUCGCUAUGGGGUGGGGGGAUGUUUCCUUUUGAUAGAUCCGGGGCGGGAUGCACGGCCCGGGGUUCGCCAAGCCGAAAAAGUUGAACCGGGAAAAGUCGUAUGAAAGGCAAAAGCAUCGUACUAGUAGUAAUCGCAUUACAAAGUUGCUCAGCAUGACAAAUGGAAUUUCUCAUGCUGAUUUACCUUGAAAAAGAGAUUUGUCAUGCAUAAACGCGAAGAUUACUACGAGUACGAUAGUACUUUUGCACGGGAUAAUUCCAUCGGGUUACUACGGAAGGGGACGGAGGAAAUUUUGGCGGAUAUGGCGAAAAGCGGGGACGAUAUGGGAGAUAACAGGUUGGAACAAGCGUUGUUGGCUAUCCUGUGCAAAAACAUCCCCACCCCAGAGUUGUCACGCAGAUCUAAAAGCACAAGAGCAUUUGUAAUGCGCAUCCCCAUGAGAGGCAUUUCCCAUUGUGUUUUAGAACUUGUUGUGAUGCUGUGAACAGGAUAAGGAGCUGGAGUUGUUAUGCGGCUUCUCUUGCUAAACUGCAUUACAUUAGAGCCUGCAACUUGUCAUGCGUGGCUCCCAAAACUUUAACGUUUGUGUUGCAAAAUCCCCAUCUUGACUCUGGGGUGGGGACGUUUUUACAAAUGAUAUUGGCUGCAGAAGAACAGCAGGAAGACGGGUUGUUAGCGGUAGAUGACUAUCCUGUGCAAAAGUAUCGUACUCGUAGUAAGUGCCGUCAUGCAUUACAAAUCUUUUUCUCAAUGUAAGUCCGCAUUACAAAUUUAUAUCUCUCAUGCUGCGGGAAUUUGUCAUGCAUUUAGUAUACGAGUACGAAUACGAUACUUUUGCAAUGCAUAAUGACGAUGAGGAUAAAAAAAAGGAUUUGCAGAAAAAAUUGCAAAACGACGAGCAACUCGCCGAGGACAUGGCGAAAAGCCACGAUGUGAGCGAACCGCUGAUCCGCCCGUAUUUGCAGAUCCUCGACCGGGCGGGGGAUCAGAACAGCAACAGCAAUGCCUCCAGUCCACGAGGGCCACAUGGUUUCAACAGUGGGGUGAACAGCAGUACUGAAGACGACGACCACACCACGAGACCCGGCUCUCCCACGAGUGCUGGCAACGCUAAUUCCCCGAGCGAGACGCCGAGAACUACUACAGGCAAACAGUCCCCACGAGUUGCGAAAUUCUCCGAGCACUACGCAAAAGGCCCUGCUAUUCCCGCGGACGAGAAUGCGCAGAAAAAUCGUUUGAGUUAUUUCAAGGCGAAGACCGACCCGCGCAGACAGCUGAACUACGACAUCAUCCUGCGGAUGAAAAUCGCACCGAUGGUGGCGAUAUCAAUCGUAAAUAUGUCUGGGUCAGGAAGAGUCGGGGUUUGUCAUGCACAUUUUGCAUGACCCAUGAGGUCUGUGAUGCAGGUCCUAGCAUCACAGAUUUUUCGAGAGCUUCUUGAUGCUUACCACGCAUGAGAAAUGCCCUCUGCGCGUGCCAAGAGCUGGAGGCUCUUGCUGCCCGUGCAACUACACAGAUAUUUCUAGAAUGCGCCGCAAACAGCAUUACAAGUUCCACUCUUCCAGACCCAGACAUAUUUGCAGUUGAUAGGCGAUGUUGCAGCUGGAGAGCCGGACCAUUUGGAAUUACUCGAAAUUGAUGCGAAGUUUGGACGACCGGUUCCGACAGACGGGCGGAUAUUUCUUCGCGAAUUCCAACCAUCCGUUUUUCCCUCCGGCGAAAUAUGCGAACCGGAAUUUUUUGAAAACCUUUUCCUACUUGAAUUUGAUGGAGGUCACCACACCCAACCCCACGGUGAAGCUCAUAGAAUCAGCAAAACACGGAGCUGCAGGUACUAGAACAAGCUCCUCUACCAGAGCAAGCUCUUUGAUAACUCAUGCCCCGGUAAGACUCGGCAACCUCGCGCAAUCAAUAGUCGGUAAGGUGGUGGAGAAGCAGACUUUACUUGCGAAUUCGCUGAUAGAAAACCUGGUUUUUUACCCCCCAGCAUUGCUGCUCCGGAAUCUGUAUCCUGUGCAAAAGUAUCGUACUCGUAGUCAGUAAUCGCGAUCGUGCAUUAAAGGCAAAACAGCAUGACAAAUGCCAUUUGUCAUGCUGAGCUAAUUUAUUGUAUUGCACUUACUACUAGUACGAUACUUUUGCAAUUCAUAAUCUGGGAAAACUCCCCGUUUUCGGGGAUAUCGUGCCACAGAUUGGUUUAUGGAAUGCAAAUAUGUCUGGGUCCGGGAGAUUGCGAGGUUUGUCAUGCUAGUCUGGCAUGACACUUGAACCUGUAAUGCGUGAGCAGGACCAAAAGAGCCACUUGCCUGCCAUGCAAAAAUGUAGUUUGUCAUGCGGAAAGCGAAACACAAAGGAGCCCAGAAACUUGUCAUGCGUGGCUGCCUAUUGCAGUCGUGUCCCCACAAGUCAUAAAUUAGCAUCACAAGUUUCCAGACCCGCACAUAUUUGCAAUCCAUACGGUUCGGAAAACCUCAACGAGGACUUUUCUCUCCUAUCAAACAAAAAGAGUUCGUCACAAGCACUCAUGCGCAUGCUUGCAAUACAAAAUUGUUUGUCAUGCGUAAAAAUGCAUCACAGCAAAACUUCAUUAGGGAUUUCCCUAGUGUUUCUGCAAGACAAGGAAAGUUUGUGACGCUGAGAAAAUUUGUAAUGCAAAGCCUGCAAAUUAGUGACUGUGAUAAAUUUUUUUCUCUCCAUAUCUCCACCCGCUCCGCUACUGCUUUCGCGGGCGGGAUUUGACGCAGAUUGUCGCGCGCGGAAUUAUUCCGGCGGUGAGCUGCCAGACGUUAUUGGAUGAAGGGGUGAUUUACGACGUGGAGUUUGACCAAAAAAUCCGGACCAUGAUGUACAAACAGCUGAAGAGGGCGAUGAGCCAGCUCUACACGAAGCAACGGAACAAACUUGCGGAGGCUUUGCUGAAGGCGAAAAGAGGGAUAAUUGGAGCCGACGAGGAAGACGACGACGAGAACGAUGAUAUUACGAAGUCCGUUGUAUCAAAUGCAAAAGUGUCAAUGUCUGGUUCUGGAAGAUUGUCAUGCUAGUCUGGCAUGACUCUGCACUGUGUAUUGCGCGGCCACCGAGAGGUCCUCUUGCCUGUCAUGCAAAAGCGCAGUUUCUAAUGCGAAAUACGCAUGAUCACAGAAGCACGAAAAAACUUGUCAUGCUUGGCGGCGCAUUACAGUGCGCUUAUUGUUCACGGACUACUUGCAUCACAAGUUUCCAAACCCAGACAUUUUUCCAUUUGAUACGUUGCCACAAUUGGCAAUCUCAUUGUCGAUGAUGAGGAGGAUGAGGAGAGGAAGAAAAAUGACCCGGCCUUGAAAUUAGCUUUACCCGACGGAAAGAAUGUGAGUCCGGCGUUUCAAUUCGGAGAUUUUUUUCAGGAUGAGGGCGAGUUCUACAAAACGACGAACCCGGGGAAGAGGAAUGCGGUACAUAAAAAUUCCAGCGACCAGCCAACGGGUGAGGGAGAAGAUGGUCAAGAAGAAGAAGAUGAACAUCAGGAUAAUAAAGAUGAGGUUACAUUUUCCUCCGGCCCGAAGGAGCCAGAAGAUGAGACGAGUGCUGCUGCUGACAGACAGGAACGACAAAGCAAUAAACUAAACCUCCCUGCUUCUUCGCGCGAAGAGGCAGAAGACGCUGCAGAGGGGCAAGCGAAAGGAUUAACACCAACAGGAGAGGACGACACUACUACAAGAGCUGAGGAUACUAGUACUGCAGCACCGCUGCAGCUCGAAGGCGACCACAGCAGUCUUAUACCAGCCGUCCUUGCAGAUGAUGAUGAAAUGCUGGAAGGUCAGCACAGCCUCGCAGCUCCUGAGCAUUCACAACAAAAAGCCGCAGGAGCAAAAGUAUGCAUUGCAAAAGUAUGACGAGCAUCGUAGUAGUAGAAAUAGAACUAAGAGAUGCAAAUUUUUUCAGAAACCAAAAUGGAAUUUGUAAAUGCUAAUUUACCCUCUAAGUGUCGGAGUCCCGUAGAUUUGUCAUGCGUAUUAGCUGCAAUUCUUCAUACGAGUACGAUACUUUUGCAACGCAUAACAUAAAGACCACGUCGACGACAACUACAAGCAGCUCAUCGAGGCGAUUCAGUCCGUCUACCGGGAUUUCCGGGCCCAUUUAGCACAAAAAGACGGGUACGUGACGUUUUCGGAGAGGAGAAUCUACCGCUUGGCCAUGUACCGGGGCCUUCUGAAUCCGAAAAGUAUCAGCCUGCCCUACAUGCUGUUUCCGAACUGCAAUUCAUCUUCUCUUGGUGGGUCGGAUAGUACAACAGGAGGAGCGGUACUAGACAGUUCAGGUGGUGGAACGAGUGCAGAUUCAUCGUCUUCGAAAAGUACUGGAGCAAAUUCCAUCUCGAAUUCGCAGCCUUACGUGAUUAUCAACCAGUUUCUCAUGCGGCAAACGCAAGAGUCGAAGGAACAGCAGGAAAAGGAGUUGUCCAAACUCCUCGCGGAGUAUGGGCAGGAGGACAUUUAUGGAAGCGUGAUCUGGAUCGAAAUCGACACAAUUGAAAUAGUUUGCCAUGCAUAAAAUGCAAGGCAUGGAGUGGCUGUCUUGCCGGGAUGGCAAGUGAGGCCGAUUGUGAGCUUGUUAGGGGUCCUCGUUUGGAAUAGACCUGCAAAAGUAGGAUGACAAAAGCAGUCUUCUGUGCCCAAAGAGCAUGACAAAUUGGAUUGCAACAAACAGCGUGGCAAAUCGGUGCUCGGGAAAUUUGUCAUGCGCUACUUAGUAAGUGGGCUUCCAACUGGUAUGGGUUUUAUGCAUUACAACUCUGUCGAUUUCGAUCCUGACAGUUCCAUAACAUCUUCGCGAACGAGGCACUGGAGCGGGCCGAUAGUAAAGACGACAGUGCUUCUAUGCAGAGAAAAAAGUGUUACAUUUACCCACGCUGAUGCAAGACCAGCAAGACAGACAACCACUGUCAUGCAGGACAUCAUGCUUUCCAGCCUCAUGUCUUCAUGCGCGUUUUCGCUUUAUAGUCUGCGCAUCACAAGUUCUCUUUGCCAUGCAAUGCAACUUUGUGAUGCUGAAACUGCACGACCAAAUGUGUAGCUGUAACUCUUUUUUUCUGCGAUAGCUUCUCCCUUUGACGAAGACGAUGAAAAUGACGAUGAGGAGUUUCGCGAGCACCAGAAAAAUUUACAUUACGGCGGCCACACCUACACGAAGAAGCUGCUGCAGCAGGACCCGACUUUGACCUUCCUGCAUAACACCAACAGCAAAUUCCCCUGGUGGAAAGCAAAUAUGAUCCAGAACAAGGUCAGUACGAAUUGCAAAAGUAUCGUACGUAGUACUAGUAGAACACCGCAUUACAAAUUGGCUCAGCACGAAAAAUGAUGAGAUUUGUCAUGCUGAUAUAGCUUUGCAAGGAGAUUUGUCAUGCGUAUUUGCGAUAAUUGCCACGACUACGAUACUUUUGCACACGAUAGUGCGCCCGAUGACGCAACUUCUGCAGGCGAAGAUGCUGCAGGGGAAGAGGUAUCAAAUGCAAAAAUGUCUGGGUCUGGAAGUAGAUAAUUGCGAGAUUUGUCAUGCUUGUCUGGCAUCACAAAAAAGUUUGUGAUGCGUGUCCCAGAAAAGACCCUUUUGCCUGUCAUGCAAAAACGUAGUUUCUCAUGCGAAAAACGCAGCACAAAGUAAAGCAGAUAUUUCUCAUGCUUGGUUGUGCAUUACACAGCACGAUUCACUAUUCCCAUCGCAGCAUUACAAGUUUCCCGACCCAGACAUAUUUGCAGUGCAUAAGAGGAUUUUCCACGACUGCAAGCACGCACACACGCAAACCCAGAGCGGCGUGGUGAAUUUCAUCGCGAUCAAAAACAGCCCGCAGACCAAAGAGGACUACGAUCGGUUCCGACUGAAAAUUUCGGAACUGCAGAUGCUGGAUUUGCUACCAGAGUUGGUGGAAUCAAGCGGUGAACAGAAUACUGGUACACGACCAAGUUCGGAUAGUACUGCUGGUGGUUCUUCUUCAUCAUCGUCUCUCAGUUGGAAACACAACAAAGCUUUCCUGAUUAACUGCUACAAUUUGCUCUGUCUCCACGGUUUCACAGAAGCUGGGGUGGUCUCCAAAUUAGACAAACGGAUCUACACUGGGACUCGUAUGCACUGCAAAAGUAUCGUACUCGUAUAAAUGCAUUACAAAUUUUCUCAGCAUGGAAAAUGAAGUUUGUAAUGCGGAUUUACCUUAAGAAAAAGAUUUGUAAUGCAUGACUGCAUUACGAAUGACUGCAAUUACUACGAGUGCGAUACUUUUGCACAGCAUAACUCACCCCUACCAGCAACAAACCGCGUACCAGUUCGCUUUUGGAUUUGUGCUGAAGUUGGCAGAUUUGUUCCAGAUGGUGAGCCCAAGGAAGGACUACCGAGUAUUGUGAGGAAAAAUUCCCCCUCCCCAUACCAAACCGGGAUACUUCUGAAAAUUUGUGAUGCUGAUUUGAGACCACAAAUCGUCUCUGUAUUGCAAGAAGGCCAAUUCAAAAAUCUCGCCGCAUCCUGCCGGCAAUUUGUAAUGCUAUAGGGACUACGGAGGAUAUGCCUGCCUUGCUAGGCGCCGAUACCAAAUCCCCCUACUCCGGCUUUGUAUCUGCCUGCAGUCCUCUGCUGCAAGACAAAGCCGAUUUGUGUACACAAAUACCGCAUCACAGAUUUCCAUUUCGAUAUGGGGAGGGGGGAUUUUUCCUUGCGAUACCGCGUGCAUUUCGUUCUCAACCACUGCACGAAGUCGUGCCCGCCGAUCUACUGGCUGGACAAACACUGCACGAACUGCGUGGAGGAGGAGCUGGAGUUUUUGUCCAUGCUGUACUGCAUGAACGUAUGCAAUACAAAUUUCCUGCACAUGUACAAAAUGCAUCACAAAUUUCACCAACCUGGAGCGUGCCACUUGUCAUGCUGAAUCGCGUUAAAAGAAAACUUUGUCAUGCAGAAAUCGCACUUGUACAUGUGCAGGAAAUUUCCUGUGAAUAGAACGACCAGAACGUGUUCUUUCAGACAAAAGAGUCGGAGGAGACGUUCAGGUUAGGAAUAUCGAGAAAUAAACCCUCGAACAAACGGAAACGGAAGCGCUUGGAGGUUCAUUGCUUCUUGGUGAACAAUAUCAAAUGUAAAAAUGUCUGGGUCUGGAAAAAUGCAAGUUUGUCAUGCUUGUCUGGCAUGACUCUUAAAUCUGUCAUGCACAUUACCAAAGAGCCCCACUUUUCUGUCAUGCAGAAACGUAGUUUGUCAUGCUGAAUAGGCAACACCCAGAAGCUCAGAAACUUGUCAUGCUGAGCCAGCAAUUGUCGCCUCCUCAUGAUACGCCACACAGCAUCACAAGUUUCCAGACCCAGACAUUUUUACAUUUGAUAAACAAAACUCUUUGGAAACUCCCGGAAUUCCAACAGCAGUUCGUCACGUUGAGCACCAUAUGGAUUGUAAAAAUGUCUGGGUCUGGAAAGUUGGAACUUGUAAUGCUAGCUUUCCAUACCUAGAAAAUCUGUAUUGCAUAAGCAACAAAAGUCGCAGCCUCUUUUGUCAUGCGAAAACGCAGUUUCUUAUGCAGAUUGCCUAUGAGAAAGCGUCUUGGGAAGUUGUCAUGCUGGACUGCAUUCGGAAGUGUUUUCAUCAUGCACUUUUUAGCAUCACAAGUUUCCAGACCCAGACACUAUUGCAUUUCAUACACCAACACCCGCGAAAACGCAAAGCGGUCCGUGAUGCAGAUUUUGCUGAGGCACCUUCGGGGGGAAAAGUGGAAUUUGUUGAAAAAAUGCGAGCAGGAUUUGAGCUUGUUCCAUUUCUACUACGGCACCUCCUCCGGCGGCUUUGGCGCGUUCGCGGAACGGGCGGCCUGUGAGCCGUAUCAAAUGCAAAUAUGUCUGGGUCUGGAAGAUUGGAGGACUUGUCAUGCACAUUUUGCAUAAUCCAUGAUGUCUGUGAUGUAUGCGAUAGCAUCACAGAUUUUGCGAAGGCUCGCUGAUGCCUAUACCGCAUGACAAAUGCCCCCUCCGCCUAACAAAAACUGGACUCCUCUUGCGGCUUACGCAAUACAGAUUUUUCUAGAAUCCAAAGACAGCAUGACAAGUCUCAUCCCUCCAGGCCCAGACAUUUUUUGCAGUGCAUAAGCCCUUUGACUUCACGAGUUUGAACUUGAUCGGGCAGGACACGAAAUAU
Amoebophrya sp. A120 is the source of this 11624-nucleotide messenger RNA. The record is from the annotation of a GenBank genome assembly. Lineage: Eukaryota; Dinophyceae; Syndiniales; Amoebophryaceae.